GUACCCGCCGGCGUUAGCGCCGCUGAUCGCCAAGCGCAGGAAUUUCAAGCAGCUCGAAGACUUCAACACGGGCGGGGGCGAGAAGAGCGCCUACUCCAAGAUGAUCGAGGCCGAGCGCGAUGGCGAGCUGGAUCGGAUCGCGGACGAGGAGGAGCAAUAGUAAUGAGGGUCACGGCAACCAUGCUCGCGCCAAGGGCCCGGCGGCGGUCGCCGUGGCUAAUCGAGGUUGAACCCCCUACGCAGUCAGUUUAAUAGAGUAUCAUUGGUAGCCAGCAUUGCCAGAAAAGUAGGCGGCACCAGUUGGGCAGUCAGUAGUGUCAGUUUCGCCUAGAAUGGCGGAUCCGGGACCUUCGAUAGCCUUCGAGAGAGCCCCGGGCACGCCGAGAUCGCAGUUCGACGGAGAAUUUGGCUCCACUGUUGUAGUUGCGUGCUGUGUUUGCGAAGAUCGCGGAAGAAACAACAGCAUAAAUGAGAAUAUUCUGUGCUCCGCGUGGAUUUUUUGAGUUUGCGCAGCGCUUCCCCUGGCGGCGCCUCCGGCGCCGCUCCUGGCGCGCUCCGCCAGGGAUGGGGGCCCAGCGCCGAUCCAUGAAAUUCGCGCGGUCCUCCGACAAUUUGUGUUCAUGCCGUUAUUUCUUCCUCCUCCAGAAGGGUCCCGCGUCUUGGCCCGGUCUUCUCGCAGCGCCUAUUUUCCAGAUUGCCAAGUCAGUUGGCGCGCGGCCUUUCGUGGGUGAGUGGUCGCGGGCUUCCGUUUUGAGCAGCGGCGCGCAUUGCGGAGAAAGGACG
Molecule: messenger RNA, 783 nt
Organism: Prorocentrum cordatum
Lineage: Eukaryota; Dinophyceae; Prorocentrales; Prorocentraceae
Source: the annotation of a GenBank genome assembly